CUCCGGUCUCCUUUCGGCACUGCACAUGCAUACAGAGGUGAAAGGUCACGAACAUGGCGCUGGCCGCCCGUCUCCUGCCUCUCCCCGGCCGGGCGACCCUUCUCCGGGCUCUCAGUACCACCGAGGUGAGGCUGUCGCCAACUGAACUUUGCUGCCUGUGUCGCCGCCGCCUGGGCUCAAGCGCGGCCCCGACCCCUUGCUGCACUUGGGCCCGGGCAAGCCCGGCUCUGCGUUCCUGGGGGCCCCGGAGGCCCCUGCUCCGCCGGGCAGAACUUCCUCCAGCCCUCGCUUCCUUACCCGCUGCUCCCAGCCGCAGCUACAGCACCGAGGAGCAGCCCCAGCAACGCCAGAAGACCAGGAUGAUCGUUCUGGGCUUCUCCAACCCCAUCAACUGGGUCCGGACUCGGAUUUACGCCUUCCUUAUCUGGGCCUAUUUCGACAAGGAGUUCAGUGUCGCUGAGUUCACUGAGGGGGCGAAGCAGGCUUUUGCUCAUGUAUCUAAGUUGCUGUCACAGUGUAAAUUUGAUCUAUUGGAAGAACUUGUAGCCAAAGAGGUGCUACAGGUAUUAAAAGAAAAAGUCACUUCACUGUCUGAUAACCAUAAAAAUGCACUUGCUGCCGAGGUAGAUGACAUUGUCUACACAUCAACAGGGGACAUCUCCAUUUACUAUGAUGAGAAAGGAAGGAAGUUCGUUAACAUCCUGAUGUGCUUUUGGUAUCUGACUAGUGCCGACAUCCCCACUGAGUCCAUAAGUGGAGCCAGUGUGUUCCAGGUGAAGUUGGGGGAUCAGAGCGUGGAAAGUAAACAAUUGCUUAGUGCAAGCUACGAAUUUCAGAGGGAAUUUACACAAGGAGUAAAGCCUGACUGGACUAUUGCACGGAUUGAACACUCAAAGUUACUAGAAUAAUCUUUCUUGGAACAAAUCAGGGUGUGAACUCUUAAUAAUUGCUGUGAAAAACUAAGGAAGAAACUUUUCUGGAUCAGUUGAUUUUCACUUAGUUAAGUCUGUGGAUUAAUUUUGUAUUAUUUGGAAAUAUUCCUUGCAGUAUAUUGACAUGAUACAAUAAAACAUUUUCCACAGAUUGAUAGUGGUCUUUAAAGGAGGUCAAAGUAAAAGACAAAACUACGACACCACAUUGGUGUCAUGUUUAGUGUCAUUCUAAUGGUACAUAUGUAUAUAUGUAAACAAAACUACAGCACUACAUUGGUGUCUUUGUCUUUCUAAUGUUUUAUAUGUAUAUAUGUCACAGACUAAUUUUAUAGACACGAAUUAUUGAAACUACUUGUGUAUCUCUACAUUAACAAUCCUAAGUUUCUGUAAGAUCUUAAGUUGCUGUGGCCUGACAUGUUUUAAGCACUAUCUAGAUAGAAAGACUGGAUAGAACUAUAGCAGCUUGACAUCUGUAGAGCUUCCAUGUUUGUUAACUGUUCACAACAGUGAAGAAAUGAAGCCAGCCUAGAUGCCAUGGACACUGGAGUACGUGAAGAAAAUGUGGUGCAUACACACAAUGGGAUCUUGUUCACCUGUGAAGAAGAAUGAAUUCAUGACAUUUGCAAGCAAAUGAAUGGAACUGGAGAUCAGUGUGUUUGGUGAAAUAGUUGAGACUGAGACAAAAAUUGCGUGUUUUAUAUGCAGAGUCUAGAUUUAAAUUUGUGUGCAUUGGCAUAGGCAUGAAAGUACAGAGAGUACUAACAGUGGGGAGGAAGAUAGUAGAACACAUGUGAAGCAGGAUAGGAAACUGAAAGGGAGGUGUAAGUUGGGGAAAGAAGGAAGGCUGGAGAGGGCACAGGAGGGUGGCAGGGGACAGAGAUGAAUAUGAAUAAAGUAAAAUGUGUGUGUGCAUGUGAGAAUGCCAUGGUGUAACUCAGUACUUGGUAUAGUAACUCAGUAAAAACAAUGAGGUAAGCAUUCAUUAGGAAACUUACACACAGGAACACACAAUCAAUCAGGAGUGGAGUACCGCUUCAGCCAAUGCAUGAAGAGAAUCUUACAUGCUUGACUUUGAACUCCUAAAGGCUAGGUCAAGAAGACAAAGCAACAUGUUAAGAAAAAAAAGGGGCUAAGGGUUUUCCUAAUUGAUGAAAACUAUAAACCAACAGCCAAGAAAUUCAACAAGCAGGACUACACAUUUUUUAAAUUAUUUUUCUUUUAUUUUUGAGAUUAUGAUCUACUUGUUUCUCCCUUCCUCCUUUUGCACUCUCCCAUAUAUCCCUCCUUGCUCUCUUUCAAAUUCACGGCCUGUUUUUCUUGACUGUUGUUACUUGCGUGUAUGUUUUCAGUGCUGACCAUUUGGUAUUGGACAACCAAUUGAUGUGUUCUUUCUUGGGGAAGACUAUUUCUCCCAUUCAGCAUUUGUUAGUUGCCUGUACACCAUUGUGUAGGGGAUAGUACAUUUUUUAAAGUCUUGUAUAUCAGUGAAAUGAUCUGAAACCAGGCAGUAUAUUGCAAAAACAUCUGGAAUGCAGGGGGUGGGGAAUGGAUAUUCCAUACACAGAAACCAAGCUAAAAAUGAACACAGACUUCUUAAAUUUUAGUGGGAGAUAUUGGAUAAAUCUUUAAACACUGGCACACAGUGCCACCUUUAUAAUAAAUGAAUAUGACAAAAGGCUGCCAGAAACUAUGAACAAAUUUGUCGCAAAUAGACAUGUUUCAUCAGAAUUGCUAUGGACCAUUGAAUAAAAUGGAAUCCAGAAAUUGAAACACAUACUUGAACAGCUGAUUUUACAAAGGUAUCAAAAUAAUUUAAUAAGGAAAAGAAUUUUCAAUAAAUGAAACAAUUGAAGUUUCUACAAGAAAGGAGUUUAAACUCUUGGCUCCCAAUUUUGGUGCAAAGCUCAAAUUAAAAAAUGGAUGGUAUACUUAAAAGCCAAAAGUAGAAGUUCUAGAAAGAAACAGGAGAAAUUUUGCUUUUUGGAGAAAGGAAGGGUUUUGUUUUGUUCUUUUGGUGUGUGUGUGUGUGUGUGAGUAAAGAUAACUAGGAAAGAUAAUUUCAAAUUUAAUAUUAAGUUGAAAUUGCUCUUUGAAAGAUAGCAGUGGGAAUGAAAAAGCAGUUCCCAGGUUGUGAGGAGAUGCUCAUAAUAUGUGUAUCUUGCAGAGGCAUAACCAGAAUGAAUAAAUAAAUCCUUAGAGUUCAAUAACAAAAUGCUGAACAGUGGCAAUUGUGAAGUGGUGUUCUCUAUGAAAGUUAAGUCAGCUCCACAGGCAUCGGGAAUACAAAGAAGACACAAACCACUACAAACUCAUCAGGAUAGUUUCCAACAACUGCUACUUCAGUCUUGAUUUCUAUUGAUGGCAACAACCAGCCUAGGUGAGUCCUAGGGUUUACUUUUGGGUCAGUUUGACAGGUAACAAGUUAAAUGGCUGAGCUUGGUGAUGGCCUUCUUAGAAGGCCUUACCUGUGGAGAUACAGAAGCACCCCAGUGUAUAUAUAUUCUUUACAAGUCACCAGGCUGUCGUGGAAGUUCCACCCAAUGACCUUAUUCAAGGCCCUACCUCCAAACACUAUAGAUUAAAUUUCACUCUCCUCAUAAACUACAAUAGGGAUCAGGGUGCCAUACAUACUGCCUGUGAGUAUUCAGACCAUGUGCCAACCAACAAAACUGCUGACACCAGCUGUUGAAGACAUGGAGUAACUGGAAUUCCUGUAAUUGCUGGUAAAUGGACAAAAACAGUGCAGGCACUGUAGAAGAGUGUUGGACAACUUCUUAUAAGAUUAAAUAUAGACUUACCAUAGGAUCUGUGGUACUUUGAGAAGUCAACCCCCUGGAUUCACAUACUAAACACUCAAUCCCUGGUUGGUGAUGUUUGUAAAAUUAUGGAACAAAGGAAGGUGUGGAACCUUGUUGGAGGAAGUGCAUCACCUCAGCUGACUUUGAAAGUUUAUGGUAUCAUUCCACUUCCACCUUCAUGCUUGAAAAUGAUCACUCAAGCUUCCUGCUCUGGCAAGCACUGUCAUGGCCGCAGGCCCCCUGCCAUUGUGUACUCUCCCUCUGAAACUUAAACCAGAAUAUUCCUUUUUUGGUCCUGGUGUUUCAAGACAACAAAAAGCAAGGCAGGAACCCUAAAUUCUAUUCUCAAGACAUGUACCCAAGAAAGGUGAAAACAAAUUACUUGUACAAGCUUUUUUGUUUGUUUUCUUAUUACCUCCAAACUAGUCAGGCCUGAAGUAAACACCAAAUGGAGAGCUACACAAGCCCAAGAACUGCUUAUUUGUGAGGAAUUUUAGCAAAGGUAGUCUAUAAUGACAACUCAGUGGGUGCUUGAGACUAUGAAACCAGAGUUGGGGUGCAAGGGUACGUGGAGGUUUGAUUGCGUGUGUCCAAAGGAGGUUUGGGGCUGUGAUAAAAAUGGUGUAUAUCAAGUAGGGCUGGUUCCUUACCUUUAUACAAUUAAGACUCAUCAAAGUCAGCUUAAUAUGGGAGAAUCAUGCUAUAUUAUUUUGUGUUUGUGCAAAUUAUAACUAAAACUUAUAGCAAGAAAGUGUUUCAUAUAAAAGUAAGAUGAAAUGAUCCUAUUUUUGUAAAGUAUUAAAAACCUAAUCUAUAUUCCCUCUAAAGUUAGAUCUAAUCUUCAUGUAAUUUCACUUAAUACAUCAUAGAUGAAAUACAGCUACAUGAAAUGAAAAAGAUAAUAGCUAAAGUGGAUAGGACUAAAAUUGCCGCAAAUUAUCACUUGCUAUCAAGUUUUAAGAUGUAUCCCGAAAGAUUUUAAAAUGGAUGAGGAAAGUGAGUUACAAUCAUGGGUUUCUGUUUGUCAGUUAUACUUCAGUAAAGCUAGAGGCAGCAUGGCGGGGAGGGAUGUCUAAUGCCUUUGUAAUUUCAGUGAAAUGGAGAAUUCUUUAGAAUCAAUAAACUCCUAGUGUACAGAAAAUAAAAUUACUUGGGAAAUAUUCUUGUAUGAGAAAAACACCACCAAAGACACCUAGACUAAUGAUCAAAGGACAAAGGAGCCAACAUGAAAGGGCAGCUACUAGAUAAACCAGUGUGAGCAUAAUGAGAUUAGGGGUCUCAUUGACUGCAACACAACAGUUUCUCAAAGCCAUUAGUUUCUUUCAAACCAAGAACAUUGGUUUGAAUACUUGGCAUGCCGUUAGGUAUUUAAUUUCAUAGAAUUAAUAUUGUUGUGAACUUGAUGGGAUCUAGUAUCACACAGGUGACAAGCCUCUGGGAACACCUGUGAGGGAGUUUCUAGAGUGAAUUAGUGAAGAUGGAAACUAUUCCCUGGGCUGAGCUGGUAGACUGAAUUAAAAGAAGGUGAGAUGAUCCUCUGCUUCGAUACUAUGGAUACAAUGUAACCAGAAGCCCAAAAUUCUGCCAUUCUGUCCCACCCCAACUAUGAACCCAAAUAAACCCUUUUGUUGUGGAAUAUUA
Messenger RNA from Mesocricetus auratus (golden hamster), 5371 nucleotides. RefSeq names its product matrix AAA peptidase interacting protein 1 (gene Maip1). The coding region runs from base 54 to 908 and encodes 284 amino acids. NCBI's taxonomy places the organism in Eukaryota, Metazoa, Chordata, Mammalia, Rodentia, Cricetidae. The record is from RefSeq and is a predicted model, not a curated record. Gene Ontology annotation, molecular function: ribosome binding. The transcript is spliced from 5 exons. Gene Ontology annotation, biological process: inner mitochondrial membrane organization; protein insertion into mitochondrial inner membrane from matrix. Gene Ontology annotation, cellular component: mitochondrial inner membrane.